AUGCAAGUGCCUUGUCGAACUAAAAACGUGAAUAAAUAUUAUAAGGUGAUUGCAGAAGUAGGUUCUGGAACUUAUGGGAAAGUGUAUAAGGCGAAAUGUUUAAAAACAAAUGAUUUCGUAGCUCUUAAGAAAAUUGAUACAAAGGAUCAAAAAAUUAUGGCAGAAGGAUUCCCUAUAACAGCCAUAAGAGAAAUCAAAUUGUUAAAAAUAAUGAAUCACAAAAACAUUCUAAGAUUAAGGGAAAUCAUUGUAAGCAAAGCAUCUCAUAGGAAUAAUUUCAGAGGUUCAACCUUCUUGGUUUUUGACUAUUACGAUCAUGAUUUUGCUGGUCUCCAUAGACAACGAAAUAUAUUCACAUUACCAUAAUUAAAAUGCAUCUUUAAACAACUCUUAGAAGGUGUUAAAUAUCUUCAUGACAGUAAAAUUAUACAUAGAGAUUUGAAAUGUGCUAAUAUUUUAAUGAAUAAUAAAGGAUAAGUGACAUUGGCUGAUUUUGGUUUGGCCAGAACAUUGUCUAAUGUGAGCAAUCCCAAAUACACAUACAAGGUAGUAACCCUUUGGUACAGAGCCCCAGAACUUCUAUUAGGAUAAACUAAUUAUAACACUUAGAUUGAUAUGUGGAGUCUUGGUUGCAUAUUUACAGAAUUAAUAACCGGAGAUGUUCUUUUCAAAGGGGAUAUUGAGUACCGCCAAAUGGAGAAGAUCUAUGAAUUAUGCGGUAGUGCUAACGAAUAGAAUUGGCCUAAUUGCGUCAACUUAAGACAGUGGGAGGAAUUCAAGCCUCGAAGAAACUACGAGAGAUUACUUACUAAACAUAUCAAGGAACUAUGUCAAAUCUAGAAUAAAUAGAUCGAUUAAGUUACCUUAGAUCUGAUUGAGUAAUUGCUGAUACUUGAUCCCACAAAAAGGCUGAAUGCAGCCCAGGCUUUAAAUCAUGAAUUCUUUAAGCAGGACCCAAAGCCUUGUUAACAAAACGAGAUGCCUCAAUUUGACAAAGAAUUUCAUGAAACUCUUUUGAAAAAUGAUAUCAGACUACAGUAGCAUAGAAGUGACAAAGUGUAAUAUAGGCCGUAACCAAUGGUUUCUUAAAAGUUUUAGAAAUUGAUUAAAGACGAAAGGAACUAAGCCAAACAACAGACGAAGGAGUAAUCUCCAUAGAGAGAUAACAAAAGUAAUUAAGAAGUGGAUUAUGGCGACUUAUUAAAAUUUGAAAUAGAAGAGAAAAAGAGAGUAAAAUUAAAUUGA
This is a messenger RNA of Paramecium tetraurelia, 1245 nucleotides long. RefSeq lists its product as uncharacterized. The transcript has 2 exons. Gene Ontology annotation, biological process: protein phosphorylation. Gene Ontology annotation, cellular component: nucleus. Gene Ontology annotation, molecular function: cyclin-dependent protein serine/threonine kinase activity; ATP binding. NCBI's taxonomy places the organism in Eukaryota, Ciliophora, Oligohymenophorea, Peniculida, Parameciidae. The record is from RefSeq and is a predicted model, not a curated record.